AUGAGCAGCUUCCUCGGCGCCUUUGGUGACGGGCUCUCUGUCCAAUCCAGCAGCCAUCGCCGCGCAAGCUCCCGAUCUCGACCCAAGAGACGCCGCUCCCGUUCCCGCUCCCGCUCUAGCUCCCGAAACCGCGGCGGCUCGUUCGUCGGCGGCCUGUUUGGCGCCGAUAGCAACUACACACGACACAAUUCGUCAAAGUCCAACUUCUUCGGCAUGGGCAACUCGAGCCGCUCCAGCUUCUUCCCUUUUGGUGGCCGCUCUUCUUACUACAAGCGCUCUCCUCGUUCUGGAUUCAUGCAGCGCUCCUACAAGCAGCUCAAGCGCCUGAUUCGCGAUCUUAUUCACUGGGCCAAGCGACACCCCGUCAAAGUCUUCAUGCUCGUCAUUAUGCCGUUGAUCACUGGUGGCGCCUUGACUGCGCUGCUCGCACGCUUUGGCCUGAGACUUCCUCCCUCUCUGGAAAGAAUGCUCGGCAUGGCCGCUCGUGCUAGCGGUGGUGGUUCGUUCGGUGCCAUGAGCGGUGCUGCACGUAUGGCUGGUGACUAUGCCAGUGGCCACCGUGGUAGUUACGGUGGUGGUUACGGAGGCGGCUAUGGCCACUCCUCGUACGGCGGUGGUGGCAGCCGCGGCGGUCAGGGAUGGGAGCAGAGCAUCAUGGGCGUGGCCAAGAUGUUCCUGUGA
[Torrubiella] hemipterigena is the source of this 681-nucleotide messenger RNA. NCBI's taxonomy places the organism in Eukaryota, Fungi, Ascomycota, Sordariomycetes, Hypocreales, Clavicipitaceae. The record is from the annotation of a GenBank genome assembly.